Messenger RNA from Sorghum bicolor (sorghum), 1790 nucleotides. RefSeq names its product kinetochore protein nuf2. Bases 168 to 1538 code for a protein of 456 amino acids. Gene Ontology annotation, molecular function: protein-containing complex binding. Gene Ontology annotation, biological process: meiotic chromosome segregation; mitotic spindle organization; kinetochore organization. NCBI's taxonomy places the organism in Eukaryota, Viridiplantae, Streptophyta, Magnoliopsida, Poales, Poaceae. The record is from RefSeq and is a predicted model, not a curated record. The transcript has 10 exons. Gene Ontology annotation, cellular component: Ndc80 complex; kinetochore.
AGAAGUUGUUUUCCAUUCCAAUUCCAGUUUCUGCAGCGCAGGACGACGGGCGGGAAGACGAAAACACCAACGCCGCCGCCUGCCGGAGUGGAAAGGGGGAAAACCCGCAGCCAUCGCAAUCCCACCCAUCCGAUUUCAAUUCGCCAGUGGUGCCCGCAGCGGAGGGGAUGGCGAGCUCAUUCUCCUUCCCGCUGUUUACGCCGGCGGAUAUCGUGGCGGCGCUGCACAGCUACGGCAUCGCGCCCAGCCCUAGCUUCUGCGCCGAGGACGUCGUCCACCCUCAGCCCGGCCUCCUCGCCGAGGUCCUCCAGCUCUUCCUCCUCAACUUCGUCGGCGACGAGCCCGACGAGCAGCUACAGUUCAAUGCCCUGCAGGUGCUCGACAACCCGGAGCACCACAUGCGCGCCCUACGGUUUUCGCGGAUCUACAAGAGGGCCAACGCUUUCCUCCAGUCCAUCCAGUUCCGGGACCUCAAUAUCCGCGACCUCCUCCGCGCCGACGGCCCCCGUGUCGUCCACAUCCUCAGCGCCCUCAUCAACUUUCUCUUCUUCAGGCAAGAGAAGCUCACCUUGCUAGAGCCUAUCGUCGAAGAGUACGGCGCGAUUGAGAAACGGCAGGGGGAGCUCAGGGCUAAGAUCGCCGAGCUUAGCAAGGCGAAAGAGGACCAUCUGCUUAAGGAGCAGGUGGAGGCACACAUGGUCCAGCAGCUCGAGAAUGAGGUCAAUGCCCUCAAGCAGAGGCUUCAUGAUUAUAACAGAGAGCAGCUGUCACUGCGCAAUGCAUCAAAAGCCUUGGACGAAAAGAGAGAGGAUACACUGAGGAAGAUCAACCAGGCUGAUUUUGAGUUGGUGAAAGUUAUGCAAGAAAAGAAAAAGCUAUCAGCCAAAAUUGUUCAUUCCCCUGAAAAGCUCCAGAGGAACCUUGAGGAGAAGAAAUCAGUCCGUGAUGAGUUAAAGAACUUAGAGAAGAUAGCAAUGCAGAAAGUCCAAGAGAAAACCAAUACUCUUGAGAUGUAUACUAAGGUUUCUGAGAAACUAGCGAAGCAUCUCUCUAAAAUAUCUGCUGUACAUGAAAAGAGCGCUGCUGCUAAAGCUUUUGAGAAGGAUGUUAAAGCACACAAAGAGAAGAUCAGUGAUCAAAAUCUGGAGAUAAAGGCACUUCGCAAUAAAGCUGCUGAAUGGGAAAUGAAAGUACUCGAGAACGAGGCCAAAGUGAAAGCAAAGGAGAAAGAAAGGGAUCAAAGAGUUGGAGAGCACAAUCGGAAGAUGACUGCAUUGAAAUCUGAAGUUGAAUCGGAGCAGAAGUGCCUUGAGGAGAAAGAAAGAAAAAUAAAGGAAACAAUUGACAAGGGUUCUGAAUUAUGCUCUCAAGCUGAUUCGGUUGCUGAAGCUGGAAGGAAGAAAAUAGAGGAAAUCUAUGGGAAGUAUGAUCAAGUUUGUGAGGCGGCUAACAUGUACAUUGAUGGUUCGGAUCAGUCCUUCGAAGAGACUGAUGAAGCUGCAGCGAUGCUGAAAACUAUAGCCCAGAGUGGCGCUUGAUGUGGUGAAGUGACCAUCUGGCAAAGGAUCGUGGACAAUUAUCAUCAUAGUAAUAAUUGUGCUAGUGUCCGGCUUUGUAUAUAUACCUUCAUUGGAUCAUGUCGUGUGGUCACUUUUGCAUCUCGUUCAUGUUGUUGCUCUGAUCGGGUGUGGUCAGUGUAUGUGCUUUUAGCACCUCUAUUUUAAUUUAAUUAUCAGUACUUCCUAGUAUUAGUGUAAGCAAUGGAGCAUUGGGCGUGGUCUUACAACUUU